AGACAGCACAACUCUUACAGAACUUAGACAUAACAUGAACAUCUAAAACUUUUUUAUUGUCUUUGGAGAUAGCUGAAACAACACCAUUUAAAGAAGAAUAUCCUCGCUUCUGCCAUGUUCUAUCUAAGCUGACAUCACAAUCAACUGGAAGUUGAUGUAUUGAAGAACCAGUAUUUGCAGAAGUUCUAAUCUCGUUUGCAGCUUUUUUCAUACAUUUAGAUGAAGCAGAGUCAUAAACAUUAUGUAAAAGAUUAUUAAUGUUUUUAUAUGAAUUAAAAGUCAUUGGAGGUUGCAUAUUCAUACAUCCAGCAAAUGUCUUUAAAGCUUCAUGUCCACAACCAAUUUCGCGAAAACUCAUUACAGCACGUACAUUGACUUCUUGAAUGUGUUUAUUUUUUAUUGCAGGAGAUGAGUAAAAGUUAUAACUCCAAUCACAAGAUAUACAUUCUAGUUUAAUGUUAUGCGAAAGUCCUAAUUUUUUUAUUUGGUCAAGACUGACAGUGACCUAGUCGCCACAUUCUAGGCAUCUACUCAAAAGUUGAAGACAACUUUGCAGUACUCCAAAGUGAAUUAUUAUAAAGAAUUUAGAAUCUUCUUUUUCAACAGUUAAAAGUGAAUUAUCUAAACUAAUUUUUGAUGAUGAAACAGCUUCCUUUACUAUUGGUUUAUCAAUUUGAUUUAUUGUAGCACAUGUAUAUCUGUUAGAUAAAAACUUUUUCUGAUCUUUUUCUGAUCAAUCUUAUUUUAUUUUUAUUAUUACCCAUAUUUAAUCACUCUAUAAACAUAUAAAGAACAAGUGCAGUUAUUUGUAUUAUUAAGAUAGAUAAAAAAUAUUGGAUGAGGCCACUGUGUUGACUUCAACAUAACAUAAACAACAUUACUUCUUGUUAAUUAAAUGUCAUCAUUUAAAUGAAAACUAUAACUUGUAAAUAACAGAAUGCCGUAAAACAAAGUAAACAAAUUAAAAAAUGCAUUUUGUUGUUCAAAAUUAUAAGUUUUUUGUCAAAAAAUGGGCAGAUAAAACAAAGCUGACGCGGUUGCUAAGGUGUUGCUAUGGAUAACAUCUCAAAUGACAUAUUUUUGGAAUCUGCAAUGCUUAAACUAGAUAAAGAAGCAAUAAAAAAAUAUGAUUUUUUUUUGUUUUUUACAUUUUUAAGAGGGUUGAACCACCUUAAAUUAAAAGCAUAAAAAUAAAAUAUCCUGUACAGAUACAAGAAUAUCUCAGCGGAAUACACAACAAUGCUCUUAAUAACUUAAAGUAAAAGUAUGAUAUUGAGAAUCUUUUUCCAGCAAUAAACUACAUUAUUAGUUACAAAAAAAUAAAACAGGAAACCAAAAAAAAAAGAAAAGAAAAAAAGAGCAGCAUUAAGUUAUUCUUUUUUUUGCAAGCAGAACUGUUAAAAAAGAACAAAAAUUUUAUUUAUUUUUUCUCUUUUCAUUUCAUUAUUGAAUUUGUAUAAAUAAUAUAAACGAGAUCAAAGCACCAGUACUGCUUAAUUUUUAUUUUGAUAGAUAUGGCUGGAAAAAGAGAUAAAGAAGAUUAUCUAAAAGAUCUUUAUUUGGAACGCAAGCGUUUAUCAACAUACAUCGUCAAAAAAGUUUUUCUUUAUCUCAAAGAAACAUAGAAACUGUAGAAUCUAGAGGUCAAUCUGGCGGCAGUAAUACAUAUUCAGUUUCGAACUCUGAUACUGACGAUGAUCAAAUUAUAAAAUCAGUUUGUAAAAUGAAGCCAUUGUCCAUUAAGUCACUUUUUUCAUUUGUUUCCGAAGCUAAUAAAUAUAUUUGUUUGAUGUGUCCAGAAAAUGGAAAACUUAUAUGUGGGCCUGAGCCAAAUCUGCGAAAACAUAUAUUUCAUAUUCAUAAAAAACCGGAGUACCUUUACGAUUCUCAAAAAAAAAAAUUGCUCAAGAUCAAUUCCUCGAAACGCAGAACAGAGAUGACAUAGAUGAAGCCUUAAUAAAUUGUAUUAUUCAAGAUAGCCGCCCUUUCAACGAUUUUCAUAAACCUGAUAUUCAACUCCUUCUAAACAUUCUUGCUCCGCAUUACAAGCCGCCUCAUAGAAAGACAAUAGCUAAUCAAUUAAGAAAACGGUAUUAUCAAUACAAGAACGAUCUUAAAGCUAAGCUUAAAUUAGUUGCCUACAUAGCACUAGCAACAGAUUUGUGGAAAAAUUGAGUUGGAUCGUAUUGGCUUUGCAUAACAGUGCAUUACUUAACAAAAAAAUUUAAAUACAAAUCAAAAAUAGUUUGUUUUCGUAGGUAUUAUGGAAGGCAAUUAAGUAAUAGACUUACAGCAUUUGUACAAAAAUAAAUUAAUAAACUUGAAAUUGAAUCUAAAAUUGUUUCAAUUACAACUGACAACACUGAAGAUAUUAAAAAGGCGAUUGGACCUAUUGCUUUACGACUUUCAUGCAUUUGUCAUAAUUUAAAUCUUGUUUUGAACCAUGGAAUCAAAUUGUGGACUAAACCAUCACAUAACUUAUUAGAUAGCACAGCAGAUGUAGAUGAAGAUCUUAUAUAUUACAAUAAUUAUAAUGAAAGCGAUAUCGAAUCAAAUGGAAAUAGUUCAUCUGACGAUCAAGAAAAAAUUGCAUGCACUUAUGACAAAGAAGACGUUAGCUCAGAUGAUGAAGAAAGUAGCGAGGAGGAGCAGGCGUCAACCAAUGAAAAUGUUGAACAGUUAUUCAUUUAUUCAUCAAUCAUAUUAUUCAGGUUAAGAAAGACGAUAGUUAAUGUUAAACAGUCUUCUGUUUUGCAAUCAUUUGUUUUUAGUGAGAUUAAGAAGCAGGGACUGAAAUUAAAAAAACUUUUCGUCAGAUUUUCAUGUACGUUGGAACUCAACAUUUUUGAUGAUUAGUAAGAUAAUAAAAGCGAAAUAUGUUUAUAAUAAAAUUACCAUAGAUCCUGGCACUAUCGAUGGGUUAACAGAAAAACAGAUUAAUAAACUCAAGAAACUAGCUUUGUUAUCAGAUGACUGGAAGUUCCUAGACAUUUUACAUUAUAACCUUGCUCCAUUUUUUGAAGCAACUAAACUUCUCUCUACUAAAAAUUUUCCAACACUUUCUUCAGAAAAAUUCGUCCAAAAUACGUUAAUGAACUUUCUUGAAAAUGAAUCUUCAGCUAAAUGUUUUCUUUUACAACCAUCUCCUACGGUGGAAAGAGAGAACAUGUUACGAGCUAGUCUUCUCAAGUUCAUGAAGGUAUACUUUGUUGAAAUAUGUCUACAAAACAAAAGCUGCAAAGUUUGCUAGCAUGUUUCUUUGAUCCGAGAACAAACGAGUGUCUUACAGAAAAAGAAUAUCAAGAAGCAGAAAGCAAACUUAUGAAAAAAUUUGCAAAGUCAGCACUCCGACAAUAUCCUCGAAGAUCAACGCAUACAAACAUUUGUUUGCAAAAUGAACAAAAUUAUUCGAGAAGUGACAUAAUUGAUUCAAGUAAUGAUGUUCAAUUUAAUGUUUCACCUGAAGUUCCUGUUAAACGCAAAAAUGGGUUUGCUAAGCUUGCAACAUUGUGUGGUUUUAAUCUGUGCGAAGAAAAAACACAGUCAAAACGAAAUAUAAAAGAGGAGUUAUCUUUUUUCAAUUAUACUAUAAAAGCAAAAACUUGGAAAUUCGAUGAAUUUUACUACAAGUAUAAAAACGAUAUUCCAAUGUUAGCCUCUAAAGCAAGAGAGGUAUGUACUUCACCUGCUAGUUCGGUACGGCCAGAAUCCUCAUUUAGUGUUGCUAACUUUAUUCAUCGCAAAGAAAGAAGUAACUUAAGCUCGAGAAACCUGCGGUACUCGAUGCUACUUAAAGAGAAGAAUUGAAAUUUUACUUUAAAACUUUGUAUUUAACUGAAAAUGAGGAAAAGUAUUUUAACCAGUAUUUUAAAAA
Molecule: messenger RNA, 3874 nt
Organism: Hydra vulgaris (swiftwater hydra)
Lineage: Eukaryota; Metazoa; Cnidaria; Hydrozoa; Anthoathecata; Hydridae
Molecular function (GO): protein dimerization activity
Source: RefSeq, a predicted model, not a curated record